Messenger RNA from Micropterus dolomieu (smallmouth bass), 930 nucleotides. RefSeq names its product slit homolog 2 protein-like. Bases 646 to 930 code for a protein of 94 amino acids. Lineage: Eukaryota; Metazoa; Chordata; Actinopteri; Centrarchiformes; Centrarchidae. The transcript is spliced from 2 exons. The record is from RefSeq and is a predicted model, not a curated record.
CUGAUCGGCAGUUGAUAUAUGAUCGGAAUCAAUAUCUCUCGCCGCGGGGACCUCUACUGAGCUUUUGGGAAAAACGAGCGCUGAUGCCUCUUCCCCUCCGGACGCGUGUUGUGAAUUAAUAACCAAGACAGUCUCACCUGGAGUGUGUGUGUGUGUGUGUGUGUGUGUGUGUGUGUGUAUGCACUAAAGUGUGUGUGAGAGUGUGUUUCUCUGGAUCAGAUCAAGGAUCGAGGUGUAUCACUGGCUUGGUUCCGCACACGCACAUAUACGUACGCAGACCCAACACACACCGGGGGGAUUUGGGCACCGCAUGCCGGGGACAUGUGGAAGUUUGCGCCGCUGUAGCGCUGCCAGAGAGCAGGUCCACCACCUCGUCGACCCCCCCUCUCUCUGCCCAGGGGGACCAGAUUCUCGGUUCACAGCCUUCACACACCGUACCCCCUCUAAGAAGACCCAAAUGUAAAUUCAGAACGACAAAAUUUCAGAAACACACGUCUUAAAAGGGAGGUCAAGGGAAAGGACGGCAUCCCGUUGCGUGCAGAGUUUGGUGAGCUCUAUCGGGGAUUUCAGGGCUUUUAUUUUCUAACGUCCUUGUAUUUUCUCAGUAUUUUGUGGGUCUCAUAUUGGCACCCACUUGCCGCAGUGAUGGUGGGAGCUCUGAGCCCCGUUGGCCCUGGCCGCUUCCCGGCGACUGCGCUGGGACCGUUGGUGGGUGUUCUGGUACUGGUCCUGUCAAGAGGAGCGGACGGCCAGCCCUGCCCGGCCCAGUGCUCCUGCACCGGGACUACAGUGGACUGUCACGGCCAAGGGCUCCGCGGCGUGCCCAGGAACAUACCACGCAACGCAGAAAGACUGGAUCUGAAUGCAAACAACCUCACUAAAAUCACCAAGGCGGAUUUUGCAGGACUGAGGCAUCUGCGAGUGUUGUAA